AACAGUAAAGUAAUGACAAUAUUGUAUGACUGAAGUCAACUGUAAUACUGAUAAUCAAAUCGAACGCACAAUCAGUUGGAAUAGAAUUCGUCACAUAAUAUACUGUAAUAACUGAUCGCUUGAAUUGUGUAAUCGUAUUGUUAUUAUUGUUGUUAUUAUUGUAUUGUUUGUGACAUAUAUUCGUAAACAUUAUGAGAGAUGUAAUAAACAAAUUGAAUGAACGAUUCAAUCGAUUCGUCGAUAAAAGUGUUAAUAAUUAUCACAAGACUGACCACAACUAUCACACAAUUAUUAAUAAUAAUAAUAAUAUUCAUAAUAACAACAAACGGUUACAAUUUAGUGACCAAUUGGUGACCGCACGAAACGSUACCACUUAUUCGACUAAAUCGUUGCCGCGAUCGCUGACCAGAAAAGCCGUGAAACAUAGACCGUUGACGACUAGCAAUUCGGUGACUGUUGGCGGUGGACAUACGUUGGCCACAACACGCAAUUAUCCGCAUUACUCAUCAGUCGAUUGUUUGCCACCCGAAGAGACAAUGGCAUCGGACAUGACAUUAGCGCCGAUCCGAUCACUGGACGACUACUUGUUAAGUGUGAAUCGCUUCCAAUUACCGCAAUUGAAAGACUUAGACAAAUGGAACCAUCGGGUCGUCAAUAAUCUACUUUACUAUCAAACCAACUAUUUCUUGACCGCAAUCAUCAUAUUUACACUCAUCGGUAUAAUAAAACCGACGCAAAUGUUGUUGGGAUUGUUGGCUCUGUUGAUAGCGAUAGCAAUCUUCAUAUAUGCGAACAACAAAUCUCCUCAAUUCAUGGACUUCAAGCGUUCGCAUCCCAUCAUCUCAUUGAUGUUGAUCUUUGGCGGCGGAUCUCUCAUUGUAUACCUGUUCAGUGCUGUACUGGUAUUCCUCUUUGGCGUACUAUUGCCUCUAUUUCUGGUGCUAUUACACGCCAGCCUAAGAACCAGAAACUUGAAGAAUAAGAUGACAAAUACCAUGGAAAACAUGGGUAUUCUAAAGACACCAAUGGGUAUAUUACUUGACUCGUUUGGUUCGGACCCAAAUGCACAUUUUUAUUGAACCGUUACAUAAUUGUGCAAUUUAUUAUUAUUAUUAUUAUUAUUAUUAUUAUUACUAAGUUUUAACGAUUGACUCAAGUGAUUGACCAGUUAGGUGACGUGCCAUUGCUUAUAGUUGUUAAUUAUCUAAUAAAUAUUAAAAUGUAAUGAAGACAUAAUUUUUCAUUGACUGCUUAUUUGACUAGUCAUUCAAGUGGUUGCUUAACAAUAUAAAUAACAGACAAAAUAAAAACCAAA
This is a messenger RNA of Oppia nitens, 1315 nucleotides long. RefSeq names its product PRA1 family protein 3-like. Gene Ontology annotation, cellular component: membrane. Bases 192 to 1079 code for a protein of 295 amino acids. NCBI's taxonomy places the organism in Eukaryota, Metazoa, Arthropoda, Arachnida, Sarcoptiformes, Oppiidae. The record is from RefSeq and is a predicted model, not a curated record. The transcript is spliced from 2 exons.